UUAACCGCAAGUGCAGUAAGAAUUUUUAAACCUCUGAUCGAGCACUGUGUCGUAGGUACCAUACUGUCGUCGUUCGGUCGUGGCGGUUCGAAGAUACCCUACUAUCACCCGUUGUCGUAGUGUAGCGUAGUGACCCACAAUGGAAAAGUCGCUGGUACUGAUCACACUCAUUUCUCAGAUCGUUCACGUGGUGAAAGAAUUUCACCUGCUGACGGUAGUGAUUUGUGCGUUCAUUUUUGCGGCAAUCUACGGCGACAGGAUACGAUCGCUGGUACCGAUCAAGCAGAGCAAAAGAAGGAGCGCGAAAAGUGUUCGGCAUCAUGUGAACAAGCUUCCGGGACCGGCGUGUAUGCCGCUGCUGGGAAAUGCACUGCUGAUGGCGACGGAUCGGGAAGAAAUGUUCAACCGACUGAUAGCGGCCCGCAAAAUGUACGGCCGCAAACCGGGCCUCAACCGUAUCUGGAACGGUUCCGUCCCCUACGUAAUAGUAUCGAAAGCCGCCGCUGUCGAACGGAUUCUCAACAGUAGUGUAAACAUUGAAAAAGGACGCGAUUACGAUUUCCUCCGGCCAUGGCUUGGUGAUGGUUUGCUGACCGCUCCUGCCGCCAAGUGGUACCAUCGCCGGAAGGCACUGAAUCCAACGUUCAGCUAUAAAAUGCUGACGGAAUUUUUGGAAAUUUUCAAUCAACAAGCCACAACGAUGGUGCGAAUUUUGGAGAAAGAACUUGGAAAUGAUCGGGGCUUUGAUUGUACGAGAUAUGCGACGCUGUACUCGCUGGAUGUUUUAUGUGAGACUGCAAUGGGGUGUCCUAUCCACGCCCAGGAACAGUUCGAGUCGGAAUACGUCAAAGCCCAUGAAGAAAUUGGACAAAUCAUGUUAGAUCGACUCCAAAACAUUUGGUUGCAUCCUAAUUUGAUCUUCCGGUUCACCGAAAGUUACAAACGACAAGCGAAGUGUCUGAAAGUGCUUCAUGGGUUCUCCGAACAAGUCAUUGCCCAGCGUCGCCGUCUUCAACGAGAAGCUCUUGAAUAUAAUUCAACAAAAGAUACACCAUCCGAGAUUGGCCAGAAACGUCAACUUGCCUUCCUGGAUCUUUUACUGGAAACAAAACAAAACGGGGUUCCUCUGACCGAUCAAGAGAUUCGAGAAGAAGUGGAUACUUUUAUUCUAGGUGGCCACGACACCACCGCAACUGCAAUCGGUUGGUUGCUGUACCUGCUUGGCACCAACCAGCAAAUCCAGGACCGACUGUUCGAAGAAAUUGACGCCGUCUUGGGACAGGACCGGGAUCGACCACCCACAAUGGGUGAGCUGAAUGAGAUGAAAUAUUUGGACUGUUGCAUCAAAGAAGCUCUGAGACUGUUCCCAAGCAUUCCGAUAAUUACCCGCAGACUAACCGAAGAUGUGCUAAUUGAUCAGUACACGAUCCCGGCCAGUGCGAACGCUAUAAUUGUGCUGUAUCAGCUGCAUCGAGAUCCGAAGGUGUUUCCGAAUCCGGAAAAGUUUGAUCCGGAUCGCUUUCUGCCGGAAGUCGUCCAAGGUCGGCACCAGUACGCUUACAUUCCGUUCAGCGGAGGUCCUCGUAACUGUAUCGGGCAGAAAUUUGGGCUGUUGGAGGAAAAGGCGAUUUUUACGACAAUUCUGCGUAAAUAUCGAAUCGAGUCGCUUGAUCGUAGGGAGGAUAUUACCCUAUACGGAGAGUUGGUACUUAAAUCUAAACAUGGACUGAAAAUACGGAUUCAUAGAAGGAACUAAGGUUAGAAUAGAAUGGUGCAUAUGAAAAGGUACUUCCGCCAUAGUGAGUAUGCUCUACUACCCUUGAUUCAUUUCGCUACUUCCUAUAUUGACGGAUGCUCAAGUUCAAGAUCAGUUAGUUCGCCGGUGGGAUUUAGCGCCUUUCUGCUUGAUCGUAUUGUUUUAAUUCACACCAUCUACUAAGCGCUUAGUGUGUAGUAUAAUAGCAUCAAGGGUCGUGAAUAUUUACCGGAAAUAUUUGAUAAGAUACCGCUCAAAAAUAAUAAACUUAUAAGUA
Topomyia yanbarensis is the source of this 2033-nucleotide messenger RNA. RefSeq names its product cytochrome P450 4c3-like. The coding region runs from base 140 to 1756 and encodes 538 amino acids. Lineage: Eukaryota; Metazoa; Arthropoda; Insecta; Diptera; Culicidae. The transcript is spliced from 4 exons. The record is from RefSeq and is a predicted model, not a curated record. Gene Ontology annotation, molecular function: iron ion binding; monooxygenase activity; heme binding.